Messenger RNA from Onychomys torridus (southern grasshopper mouse), 2523 nucleotides. It is a transcript of the gene Gfral, whose product is annotated as GDNF family receptor alpha like. Gene Ontology annotation, cellular component: signaling receptor complex; external side of plasma membrane. The record is from RefSeq and is a predicted model, not a curated record. Gene Ontology annotation, biological process: nervous system development. Gene Ontology annotation, molecular function: signaling receptor activity. Bases 88 to 1620 code for a protein of 510 amino acids. Lineage: Eukaryota; Metazoa; Chordata; Mammalia; Rodentia; Cricetidae. The transcript has 9 exons.
GCUUAUUCUGGAAGUUUCCUUUGGGAAGCAAGCUGGUUGGUGUCAGUACUUCUGCCUUUCCCCCAGGCGAACAGCUCCUUUUCCAACAUGAUAGUGUUCAUUUUCUUGGUUGCUAGGCUGAGUUCAGAAAAUGAAUCUUCUUCCCAGACGAGUGACUGUGUACGUUUAGUGCAGCAAUGCUUGAUUGAUACCAACGGCUGUGAGCAGUCAUGGAGAUCAGUGGAGGACACCUGCGUCCUUCCAGGUGACUCCUGCAAGAUAAAUAACUCAUCACAUUGUAAUCUGAGUAUCCAGUCUUUGGUGGAAAAAAAUUUCCAGUUUAAAGAAUGUCUUUGUAUCGAUGACCUCCGCUGUACAGUGAACAAACUUUUUGGGGAAAAAUGCAUCCAUCAGACAGAGGAGACAGCAGGGUCUCCCAAUCAGGUGCCACUGUCAAACGUUCCAGGACACUUCCAGAGGAAAGGUUCAUCUUUAACCUCCAAGAGGAAGGAUGGCUGCAUCACAGCAGCAGAGGCCUGCCAGGAAUCUGAGCACUGCACUCUGCUCCAUGAGAACUAUAAGAAAGCCUGUGGCAAAGGAACUGCCCAAUGCCACACCCUUCGCGGCAGACUGUUGUGUGUCGCCCUAAGAGACAGCCUGAGAGAGACGGUUUUGUGGGAUUGUCAGUGCGGUUUCCCUUUAGAAGAAGACUGCAUUCGGAUUUGGAAAAGUUUAUUUGAAGACAUUUGCAUCCAGGAUACUCAAAUCAAUCAAAUUCCCACCAUCAGUCAAGACAAGGUAGAUGGACUCCAGGAGGACACGGCUUCAGGAUUCAAACAGAUGCAGUCUUGUUUGGAAGUGACAGAGGCAUGCGUAGGGGAUGUGGCUUGUAAUGCACAAUUGGCCCUUUACCUUAAAGCAUGCUCAGCAAAUGGAAAUCUGUGCAAUGUGAAACACUGCCAAGCAGCCAUACGGUUCUUCUAUCAAAAUAUGCCUUUUAACACUGCCCAGAUGUUGGCUUUUUGUGACUGCGCUCAAUCUGAUAUACCCUGUCAGCAGUCCAAAGAAACUCUUCACAGCAAGCCAUGUGCACUGAACAGAGUUCCACCCCCCACUUGCCUCAGUGUAAUUCACACUUGCCGAAAUGAUGAAUUAUGCAGGACACACUAUCGAACAUUCCAGUCAGAAUGCUGGCCCCGUGUGACAGGGAAGUGCCAGGACGAUGAGACCUGCAUCAGCACAUUAGGCAAGGGAGACCUUACUUGCUCUGGGAGUGACAGCUGCAGGGCUGCCUACCUGGGAACCUUUGGGACAGCUCUUCAAGUGCCAUGUACUUGCAGGAGCAUCACGCAGAGCGAAGAACCUUUGUGCAUGGCUCUCCAGCACAUGCUUCAUAGCAAAUCAUGUUUCAAUUAUCCAACUCCUAAUGUCAAAGACAUUUCCUCACAUAAAAGAAAGCAUUCAAAGGAAAUUACUCUGACUGGGUUCAAGUCUCCCUUCAAUGGAGAACUAGUCUAUGCUGUCCUGUGCAUGAUUGCUACCUGUGCAAUUCUUUUCUUGGUGAGGCUCAAGCUGAGGAUAUCAAGUAAAAAAAGAGAUCCCUCACCUAUUGAAAUAGCAGGAGGAGUCAUCACUCAGUGAGCCACAGAUCACUAUCAACUCCAAGUUUUUGUGGUAAACCAAUGGAGAAUUACAUUUGCCAACAAUACGAUUUAAGAUGGAUUUGACGAUAUUCAGUCAUUGUAUACAACAAUGCCUGGCACAGUAAUAUAGCAUAAUCACCACAGAUCUGUUCUUCUUAAAAAAAAUAUUUGAGUAAAUACUUGUAGUGAUGUCAUAACUAGUUGAUAACAUUUCCUUUGGAGACAAAAAGUGCCAUCUAAAAGAAUUUUUGCUUGAAUGGUAUCAGUACAAUUAUCAACUUUUCUCAUAAUAUGAUUCAAUGUAGUUAGUGUUUUAUUUUCUGAACAUUUUUAUAGUUUCCCAUUAACUUGAUCAAAUGAAAUGCUAAUGAGAAUGCUGAAUAUAUUUGUUAUUUGCAUAUUCUUACUUUGUGUAUAAUCAUUAAACAAAUCAUUAACAUUAAACAUAUUUAGUUAGAUGAUUGGUUCUAAAAAUAAAAACUGACACCUUAUGAAUUUUAUAAUUUAAAUUAUAUUGAAUUUUAUUUUUAGUUUGGUAUCUUAAUGUCCAUAAAUACAUAAAGCAACUACAGUGAUAAAGAAAAGUCACUCCAAUAACGAUGUAUUUUAUGGAUUUAAUUUUUCUUUGCUGAUUAAUCAUGAAAUUCUGUAAUAAUAAAGCCAUACUUAUAUUGUCAUUUUCUAUAGUUUUUUUCUACAUUGCUACUUUGUUCUGGCUUGUCAUCAGUGUAAUUGUAUUUGAAAAUAUAUCUACCAAUUAAUGAAUAUACACUUUACAAAUGCAUACAAUCACAUCAGCAUUCACUGUUCAGAAUCUUAAGAUUGUAUUGUUUAGUUACACAAAACAUAAAUAUUUAAAAACUCAAGGACACCAUGUUAGUAAUUAAAGAUACAUUUGCAA